Messenger RNA from Drosophila suzukii, 6055 nucleotides. RefSeq names its product neogenin protein frazzled (gene fra). The record is from RefSeq and is a predicted model, not a curated record. Gene Ontology annotation, biological process: cell-cell adhesion. Lineage: Eukaryota; Metazoa; Arthropoda; Insecta; Diptera; Drosophilidae. Gene Ontology annotation, molecular function: protein binding. Gene Ontology annotation, cellular component: membrane.
AAUUGUUGUAAUUUUUUCGGUUGCGACGACGUCGCUGCGCGGAUGUAUACACCGAAAGUGCAUGCGAAAUGCGUUCUGCGAUAGUAAAAUCCACUAAAAUAAAUUAUUAGGUAAAGCAAAGGCAGUUCAAGUCGGAAAUAAGAACAACAGCCAUCGCCUUAAUACAGGAAAACGCGGAAAAUGUGAUUUUAAAAACACUGCAGCUGCAAAUCCGGAUGCCUGGCAAAGGUUAGAGCGAGACAACGCUACUUCCUCGAGAGUGUGUGCAAUUUGUUGAUAGUAUUUUCUGUUGUUGUUGGUAAAAUGCAGGCGUGCAACAACAAAAAGACCUGAAACAACAACAAACAGCGGCGAAUGCCGGCAAAACAAAAAGCGUAAAAGGUGAAUUCGAUUGAUGCGAAAAACGUAAAAUAAGAAAACCGAAGGCAAUAAUCGUUGAAGAAUACACAACAAAAGUGGAGUGAGCCAAAGUCGCGUUUGUGUGUGCGUGUCGCGUACGUGUGUGAUUUGUUGCAAAGGAUAGGAAUAGGAGACGUAAUCGGCGCUUUGCGGAAAUCGAAAGCCAAAAUGUUGUAAACAAAUAAAAAACCUGAGCCAUUCAAAUUACCUCCGAUUGCAAACGACGGUUUCCAGUUCAAUCAGCGAAAAAUUCGACAGAAAAUGGCCAGCAAAACAAACGAAACCAGCAGGACGAUUUGGAAAUGGCUAGUCGGCAGUUAUCUGAUACUGCAGCUGAUUGGGAGCAGUUUGGCAAGUCAAGCGCUUUCGUUCACACUGGAGCCGCAGGAUGCAGUGGUGCCCGAGGGCCACUCGGUCCUGCUCCAGUGCGCGGGCAUUGCAUCCAUGGGGCGCGGAGGCAAGGGCAAAGCCAGCGCGCCCACCCCAGUGACCAUCCGGUGGCGAGGUCCUGACGGCCAGGACCUGGUCAUCGUGGGCGAUACGUUCCGCACGCAGCUGAAGAACGGAUCACUGUACAUCAGCUCCGUGGAGGAGAGCCGCGGACUGACGGGAGCCUACCAGUGCCUGCUGAGUGCCGAUGGCGUGGGCAGUGUGCUCAGUCGCCCGGCACUGGUGGCCAUUGCCCGCCAGCCGGACCUGAACCAGGACUUCCUGGAGACCUACCUGCUGCCGGGCCAGACAGCCUAUUUCCGCUGCAUGGUGGGAGAGGCCAACUGGCAGGAGGGCGUCAAGCACUCGGUGCAGUGGUUCAAGGAUGACUUGCCACUGACCGUGGACAAGUUGCGCAUGGUGGUGCUGCCCAACGGAGCCCUAGAAAUCGAUGAGGUGGGCCCGUCGGAUCGAGGGUCCUACCAGUGCAACGUGACGUCGGGCAGUAUCUCCCGACUGAGCAGCAAAACCAACUUAAACAUCAAGAAACCCAAUGAACUAGGAGCCGAGAAUGCGGUGGCUCCAUCGUUCCUCGUGGGCCCUUCUCCCAAAACCGUGAGGGAGGGCGAGACCGUCACCCUGGACUGUGUGGCCAACGGAGUGCCCAAGCCGCAGAUCAAGUGGCUGCGAAACGGCAUGGAUCUGGACCUGAACGACCUGGAUUCCCGCUUCUCCAUCAUUGGAACGGGUUCGCUGCAAAUCUCCAGUGCCGAGGACAUUGACUCUGGGAACUACCAGUGCAGGGCCAGCAAUACGGUGGAUUCUCUGGAUGCCCAGGCCACGGUGCAGGUGCAGGAGCCGCCGAAGUUCAUCAAGGCGCCCAAGGAUACGACUGCCCACGAGAAGGACGAGCCGGAGCUAAAGUGCGACAUCUGGGGAAAGCCCAAGCCCAUUAUUAGGUGGCUCAAGAACGGAGAUGUCAUAACGCCCAAUGACUACAUGCAACUGGUGGAUGGUCACAAUCUUAAGAUCCUUGGGCUCCUCAACUCCGAUGCCGGGAUGUUCCAGUGCGUGGGCACGAAUGCCGCCGGCAGUGUCCAUGCUGCAGCUCGUCUGCGGGUUGUUCCCCAAGGAGUGAAAAUCAAAAAACGAAAAUCCCAAGGCCACUCCACCAAAUCCCUCCAGACCUUUGACAAUCUGACCAAGCGGCGCAAGCCCUUCAAUUCGGGCGAGCAGCUGCGCACCAAGUCCGGUGGCAGUUUUCCCUUUCCGGACGAGGACGACGAACUAGACGAUGACGACGCGAGUACGACACGACUUAGAAUUCCUUCCGGAAAGCUUCCCCAGUUCGAGCAACCGCUCAACGAUCGCAGGUUCAAUAUUCUCAAGUCGGCGAGUGUUCUGCCGCUGGAGAGUCAGUCAAAGAGUUACGAGGACGACGACGAUGACUAUGACGACGAAGAUUUAGCCAACAUUGAGGCUCAUAUAGAGGCCUACAAGCAGGGCGAGAACGCUCAGAAAAUACUGGACUCCUGGCAGGCGGGCAAGAGCAAGAAAUCCCAGCAGCAAAAACAAUCCCCUGCUUCCCCAGAUUCCCCCGAACAGGAUCCGAGUGUUCCGCAUCCAGGUGCCAAGCCCCUGGACAGUGGACUUCAGGCCCGAUUGCCCAGUCAGCCGCGGGACUUGGUUGCCCAGAUAGUGAAGUCCCGGUUUGUGACCCUGAGCUGGGUGGAACCCCUCCAGAAUGCCGGCGAUGUUGUGUACUACACGGUCUACUACAAGAUGAACAACAGCGAGAGGGAGCAAAAAAUGGUCACCAAGUCGCAUGACGAUCAACAGGUCAAUAUUCAAUCGUUGCUGCCCGGCAGAACCUAUCAAUUCCGAGUGGAGGCCAAUACCAACUUUGGCAGCGGGGCAUCCUCUGCUCCCCUGGAAGUCAGCACCCAGCCGGAGGUUAAUAUUGCGGGUCCACCACGCAACUUUGAAGGGCAUGCCCGUAGUCACAAGGAGAUUUACGUGAAAUGGGCAGAGCCCUCGGUGACCAAUGGAGAGAUACUUAAGUAUCGUGUUUACUACUCAGAGAACGACAGCGGUGCAGAUUUAUAUCACGAUAGUACUGCCUUGGAUGCAGUUCUCACCGAGCUGCGUCCCAACACUGAUUACGUGAUCUCAGUGGUGCCUUUCAAUCGAAAUGGAAUGGGGGAUUCCUCAGCGGAAAUCCGUGUGAAGACGUUUUCCUCCACGCCGUCUGAACCUCCCAACAAUGUUACUUUGGAGGUGACCAGUUCCAGCUCCAUCACCGUUCACUGGGAGCCACCUGCAGAGGAAGAUCGCAAUGGCCAGAUUACAGGCUACAAGAUUCGUUAUCGCAAGUUCAAGGAUGCGCCCCAAGUGAAGAGUACUCCUGCCAACAUUCGAUACUUCGAGUUGAGCAGCUUGGAUCGCAAUGCUGAGUACCAAGUCAAGAUUGCGGCCAUGACGGUCAACGGUUCGGGACCAUUUACGGAAUGGUACCGCGUCAACACACUGGAAAAUGACCUUGACGAAACGCAGGUGCCGGGAAAACCGAUUUGGAAAAGCAUUCAACCCGGAGCCAACAACAUUGCCCUGCACUGGGGACCACCACAGCACCCGGAAAUCAAGAUACGCAACUACGUACUGGGCUGGGGUCGCGGCAUUCCCGAUGAGAACACAAUCGAGCUGAAGGAGACGGAGCGUUAUCAUAUACUUAAGAAUCUGGAGUCCAAUAUGGAUUAUGUUGUAUCGCUAAGGGCGAGAAAUGUUAAGGGCGACGGCCCACCUAUUUAUGACAAUAUCAAGACACGCGACGAGGAGCCAGUGGACGCACCUACGCCGCUUGAGGUUCCAGUGGGUCUGCGAGCCAUCACCAUGUCCAGCUCCUCUAUUGUGGUCUACUGGAUUGACACGAUGCUGAACAAGAAUCAGCAUGUGACAGAUAAUCGACACUACACGGUCAGCUAUGGUAUCACGGGAUCUAAUCGCUAUCGCUACCAUAACACCUCGGAUCUCAACUGCAUGAUCAAUGAUCUGCGCCCCAAUACGCAAUACGAGUUUGCAGUCAAAGUCGUCAAGGGACGCAGAGAGUCGUCCUGGUCGAUGUCCGUGUUAAAUAGUACGUAUCAGAAUGUGCCGGUCACGCCACCGCGGGAGGUUACUGUUCGCUUGGAUGAGAUGAAUCCACCCACUGUGAUCAUCCAGUGGAUUCCACCAAAGCACACUGUUGGCCAGAUCACCGGAUACAAUAUAUACUACACUACGGACACCACGAAGAGAGAUCGCGACUGGUCAGUUGAAGCCUUCGCGGGCGAGGAGACCAUGAUGAUGCUACCGAACCUGAAACCCUACACCACAUACUACUUCAAAGUUCAGGCGAGAACUACGAAGGGUAAUAAUAACGCCCCUUUCUCGGCUCUGGUAUCCUACACCACCAGUGCAGCGGUUAUCAUGCAGGAGGCCGACACCAUAGCCAAGGGAAUCGACAACGAGAAGCUGCUGUACAUAAUUAUAGCAGUUACGGCUGUUGUUCUCCUGGUGGUGCUUUUGGGUGUACUGAUGCUAUGCAGGCGCAAGCCUCAAUCCUCGCCAGAACACACUAAGAAGAGCUACCAAAAGAACAAUGUGGGCGUUCCCAAACCACCGGAUCUGUGGAUACACCAUGAUCAAAUGGAGCUUAAAAACAUAGACAAGGGCUUGCACACAGUGACACCUGUCUGCAGUGAUGGAGCCUCGAGCAGUGGUGCUCUCACCUUGCCAAGGUCAGUGGUGCACAGCGAAUACGAGGUGGAGACGCCAGUGCCAGGUCAUGUGACCAAUUCGCUGGAUAAGCGAUCCUACGUGCCAGGAUAUAUGACCACCUCAAUGAACGGAACGAUGGAGCGCCCUCAGUACCCGCGUACCCAGUACAGCCACCAGAAUCGAUCCCACAUGACCAUGGAGGCCGGUCUUUCCCAGCAAAGCCUCACCCAGCCGCAGAGCAACUCUAUGGCUCAGACUCCGGAGCAUCCUUAUGGCGGCUACGACGCCAACUUCUGCAACGGCGCAAGCGGGGCUGCUGGCAAUGGCUGUGUGUCCACCAUUGAGAGUUCCAAACGUGGGCAUCCUCUGAAGAGUUUCAGUGUGCCGGGUCCACCGCCCACAGGAGGCGCCACGCCAGUUAACAAGCAUACCCCCGCCGUCACAAUACGUCCACAAAACCAAUCGCCAUACAAGAAGCCAUCGUUCUCGGCUGCUACGCCCAAUCGCCUGCAGGGCGGCGGGUCGGUGGUCCACUCAACCGAUGAGAUUCAAAGACUUGCCCCCAGCACAUCCACCGAGGAGCUCAACCAGGAAAUGGCCAAUCUGGAGGGCCUCAUGAAGGAUCUGAGCGCCAUAACGGCAAACGAAUUCGAGUGUUAACACUGAAGCCGCCUUAAAAAUGUCCGGCUGGCUGAAAGUAUUAGUCGUCAAACAAUGGAUGUUACUUGUUUUUUAGUUUCUGUUUUAUAUUAUUGAUUUUACUCGAAUUUGUGAACUGCAUAGAACCGACUUGAAUUGGGUUCCCCUCCGGAGAGGUCCUUUUAGAUUUAGUUAAUCAAAUGUGCGAUAUAUUAAUGACCGAAAAGAACUGUAAAUACGAACGACGCCGCCAUAUAAAUUUUUAAGCCUAGAUACACACAUUCAUACCUAUAAAUAUAACUUAAGAAUAGUUAAAUAUCGGAUAAGGAAAGUGUAAAAACUGGGACAGAAAAUGGAGUAAAGAAUUGGACGAAAAGCGUUUAUUGUGCAGGAUCUGUCUCUAAACUGUCACACGACAUUUCAUAUUUAUCACUCUGCAUCAUCUUAAUUUAAUCCGCAACCAAAAGCGGAUAGUCUUAGUCUACAUACAUAUGCCAUUCUAUAUUCAUAUGCAUACAGCAUCUAAGCUAAGUUUCAUACUAGUAAAGACCCUAAGAACGUAACUUUUAUGCUACUAUAACCCCAACAAACAAUCAAAACAAUUCGAUAUAUACUUGCCUCUUAAAGUGUUCUUCUACAAUUUUAUUUUAUCAUGAGUUUGAUACGUGCCAUUUCAACGAUUUGUCGCCAAUCCCACAAAACUACUUAAGCUAUAAAGUCAAGUUCUAGACUGUAAGCCAGCAAAGCAUUUAUGAUUUAAACUACACUAUUAAUAAAGGGUGGUAUGACAUUGUUUGUUUUACCACAAAAUAAAUUAAACUUAUUGAGGUGA